AGUACACACCUACUGUUGGAGUUGGAUUGUGGACUAGCUGUCAUCUUUCCUAUCCAUUUCCCUUUCCGGCUUCCCUUGUUGGCCUCCUUCCUCUCCAACUCAAAGCAAUUGUUUCGACUCUCUUCUAUCUUCCUUAUCCUCUUUCUUCUCCAUAUGAAAUGGGCAGAUCUCCGUGCUGUGAGAAGGCUCACACCAACAAGGGAGCAUGGACCAAGGAGGAAGACCAGAAGCUCAUCUCCUACAUCAGAACCCAUGGUGAAGGUUGCUGGAGAUCACUCCCUAAAGCUGCAGGUUUGCUCCGAUGCGGUAAGAGCUGCAGGCUGCGGUGGAUAAACUACCUCCGGCCCGACCUCAAGCGCGGCAAAUUUACAGAGGGGGAAGAUGAACUCAUCAUCGAGCUUCACGGCUUGCUUGGGAACAAGUGGUCGCUGAUAGCCGGGCGAUUACCGGGGAGGACGGACAACGACAUCAAGAACUACUGGAACACGCACAUCAAGCGAAAGCUCCUCAGCCGGGGUAUCGAUCCCCAGAGUCACGGCCCGGCCAGUGGCAACGCCGCUCCGCGACGACAAGAAAUCACGACCAUUGCGCAGGACAUGAUUCUCUCGGAAGCCCCAGUCGACUGCUGCUACAAGACCAUCAGCAGCGUCGGCGCCAGCCAAGACGUCGACCGCUGCGUCGUCCUCGACCUCGGCCUCUCCAUGAGCCUCCCUGGCCGCUCUCCGGAACGUCUUCCCCAAACUUCAGUUGCUCCGGCAACAGCUGCAGCAAGUAGCUGCGCUCAACCCCUUCGUCUGUGCUGCCACCUAGGUUUCCAAAGCGGUGAAGCUUGUGGUUGCCCCGCCACCAAAAACCCACGGCUACUAAGAGCUAACACUAGUUGAGAUUCUUCUAUGUGAUGGUACUUCUCCCACAGUAAAGUGGAAGGAUGCCUGUGGUUGCUUCCAAAUGCCAAGUGAAAUACUUGUCUCUCCAGGAUUAAUCUUAAAGAAUAUUUAUUUGUAAAAUCUCUUUAUUAUUUAUAAUCUAUUUUUAUUUUUUUUAUAUUUUUAACCUAUAUUUUAACAAAUAAACUUAAAUAUCUUUCUUUCCUUGUCUUCUGUUCUUUUUUUUUUUUUUUUUCACUAGAUAAGCAUCACGAAUAAAGAGCAUGAGAUAAUGAUCGAUGAUCAUAUCGACAAAAAACAUAAGGGAGC
This is a messenger RNA of Musa acuminata AAA Group (dessert banana), 1196 nucleotides long. Its product is annotated as myb-related protein 308-like. Lineage: Eukaryota; Viridiplantae; Streptophyta; Magnoliopsida; Zingiberales; Musaceae. Bases 159 to 884 code for a protein of 241 amino acids. The transcript has 3 exons. The record is from RefSeq and is a predicted model, not a curated record.